Messenger RNA from Paramisgurnus dabryanus, 1674 nucleotides. RefSeq names its product forkhead box E1 (gene foxe1). The record is from RefSeq and is a predicted model, not a curated record. Lineage: Eukaryota; Metazoa; Chordata; Actinopteri; Cypriniformes; Cobitidae. Gene Ontology annotation, biological process: cell differentiation; regulation of transcription by RNA polymerase II; anatomical structure morphogenesis. Gene Ontology annotation, molecular function: RNA polymerase II cis-regulatory region sequence-specific DNA binding; DNA-binding transcription factor activity, RNA polymerase II-specific.
GACUACACAUUCGAAUAAGGCUGUUUAUGUGAGUUCUAUCUUUUUUGAAACAUGUAAGAAGUGUUCAGGAAAAAAGGGCAGCAUAGAAAAUCUCAACAAUCUAAAAUGAAGUGACUUUAGAACUGAACACUGAAAGAAACUGACAUUUGUCUUUGGGGAUUUGAAGUGCUGCAAUAUGCCUGUCAUUUUUUCACCACAAUAAUUCCAACAAGAAGAUCUGUUGCUCCUGACAAAGGUUUGGCUCAUCUAAACUGCUGGAUUUACCUGACAAAAAGAAAGUGUUGGUGUCAGACUAUUUACAAAACUGCUACUUGUUGGGACUCACUGUAACCAGUCAUGCCUGUGGUUAAAGUGGAGAGUGAUUCUCCCUCUGAGACCACUCUUCCAGUGAAUGACAGUCAGAGAGCAGAGCCACAAAGGGGGCGGCGGAGGAAGAGGCCACUUCAGCGAGGCAAACCACCGUACAGCUACAUAGCUCUGAUCUCCAUGGCGAUUGCUAACUCACCUGACCGCAAGCUCACGCUUGGGGGGAUCUACAAGUUCAUCACUGAGAGGUUUCCUUUCUAUAGGGACAACUCUAAGAAAUGGCAGAACUCCAUUCGCCAUAACUUGACCCUCAAUGACUGUUUUAUUAAGAUCCCGCGAGAGCCUGGUAGACCAGGAAAGGGCAACUACUGGGCACUGGAUCCCAACGCAGAAGACAUGUUCGAAAGUGGCAGCUUUCUACGCCGUCGAAAACGCUUUAAGCGCAGUGACUUCACUACAUAUUCAACAUACGUGCAUGAGUCUCCUGUCUUCCCAUCAGUACAGAUUGCACGAUCAGCCUAUGCCAACACUGUCUACUCGAACAUGGCAAUGAGCCCGCCUUAUGCACAACAACUACCUUCCGCCUAUUACCAGUCUUCCUCACCAAGCUUUGACUCGGGUCAGUCAAGGGUCUUCAGAAUCAAUUCUCUCAUUGGAUCGCCUAGCAGGAUGGGUCAAACUGCGGAGAUGAUGCCUCAGCAGUCAUGCCGCAGUUUCAGCCCAGAGAGCGGUUCCUGCAGUUUGGGAGGGCCAGGCUUCCAGCAUCAGUCCUGCAAUGGUGAUACCGUGCUGUCAUGCUGCUCUACCUCCUCAAACAACAUGGCCUUUGCUUACUCCAGCCAGGGACAUGGACAAACUCAGGUAUCAUACCCACAAGGCAGCACGCAGACCUAUGGGCCAACAGGGAGGGUGGCCAUCUCCAGUUUGUCUCCCCUUGCUGGUGAUGCCGUUGGUGACCCAUAUGGUCGAACAUCUCCAGCACAGCUGGGCUCCUUUGUUCAAUACAAUACCUCUGGUCCAGUAGGCAGCUCAGGACCUUACAUCAGACAUCCAGCUUACUCAGGUAACAUGGACAGAUUCGUGUCAGCCACUUAAAAAAAAGGUGAAGGUUGAUCUUCCAAUUGCGCGGACUACUGCCUGAAUGACACGUUUGGAGGAAUGUUUGAGGAGAUAUUUAAGAACAUUUUAGGCAAUAUAAAAAAAAACUUUACAUUGAACUAAAAUUAUGUUAAUGAAAAAACAUGGAAAAUGUGAUAUUUAAACUGCUUUUUUUCAUUAGAGUGGAAAUUUAAUGUGACUCUUUUAACACGUCUGUAAAGAAACUUUACAUUAUUGUAAAAAAUGCACAAAGUGCUAAAGUUCAAAACU